CCAAGCCUGAGCGUCUUUGGGAUCCAACCAUUGACAAGCUCUGAGGUAGCAAGCCGGACUCCCUGACACGUUGAAAGCUGAGGCUCAAAGAAAAGUGUGUCUGUGCAGUCCAGUCCGGUCCUUCACUUCUGCUGCAGAGUGAAAUACAACUGAAGUCUGCUCUAACAUGGAGCGCGGACGUGGUGGCCGCGGGCGCGCGACCAAGAAGAUGCGUGGAACCCUGUCAACUACAUCUCACCACCACCAACAGUUUAGCCAACAACAACCUCAACAGCGUCAGCAGCACGAAUUCGAGCAUCAAUUCCAGAUUACACCCUUUCCCCAAGUCAAUGGCUUUCACCACUCCAAUCCCACAACUACGGGCACUGUUAACCCUUCCAUUCCCGGCAGCACCUCACAUGCGCCUCACCCCUCCUCCACCUACACCCCCUUUUCGGAUCUGACCACUCAGAAUCCUCCAAUCCCCUUUACAUCGCAUGUGCAGAACAAUCAACCACACCAUCCAACGCACCCAUAUCCUCAGAUGCAUGGCCAUCAGUUCCAGCAACCACAACAUCAACCACAGCAGCAACAGCAGCAACAGGCGCAUCAGCCGCCGACGACACAUCAACGCGCUCCUUCAGUCGGUUCCCUCCGAAGUGGUAGGACCAAGCAAGUCGCUUAUCCAAACCUCCAACAGCGCCGCACUGCUUCUCCAUCGGCCCCUGAUUCGACUUCUUCCUUCCGCGUCACUCCACACAGUGAUCGCACCGCCGGAGGACCUGCACUGGAUACAACAACCCUUUUCACCUUUGAGGCGCCCUCGAGCACUGCCAUGCCUGCUGGCAACACAUCAGCUCGCAAAAGGUCCAAGACCUUUGACUUGUCUUAUGAAGCCCCCAACUUUGACCAUGAGGGAAACUCAAAUAGUAAAGGCGGCCACUCGCUCAGGAAGCGUGCACGGAUUGACUAUAGCCAGGAACAGAUUGAUGAUGUCUUUGGCGGUGCCGGCACCAAAGUCGAUUCCGCUGCCAGGCCUGCCGGCACACCUACCACCCGCGGACGCCGGCGAAGGGGUACUCAAGGGGAUUCCGAGGGUGAAGAACCCAAGGACCACGAUCAUAGUGCCUUGCGUAACAAGCGGGGCAACAAGUCUCCGGCUCCUGCACGUAACUCAUCCUCUCACCGGAAGCCAGCGGGUAAGAAGCCAGCUACAGCGCAGAGCACGUAUGUUGAGCAUCACCAGUCGGACAAUGACGUGCGAGAUACCAUCUUAGUCGGCGUCUCGAUGGAUGAGAUACCCGAGGUAGAGGAAGAGUCGGAACAGUCGGCCGUUGCAGGUGCAUCCGCGGCCAAUCAAUCGUCAAAGCCCAACGGAUCUGGUGCUGUCCCGCAAGGUGAACAGUCACAUCCUCGCGCUGCUGAUUCUAGAGGAGCUGUUAGUUCGUCCCAGUCACAAAAUCCUUCCGCAUCCCAUGGCAACAUCGAAGGCACCAGCAAUGAGGACGAACCGGCUCCAAAUCCAUCAACACUGGAGAACGGUACCACCGCUUCUUCCAAGGACACUUCAACCGAAGAGCAAGGCUCUCACCAGGUAACCGCCAUGUCGACCGAGACUGAGAAAUUACGUCCAUCAGAACACCCCCAAAAUCACCCAAAUCUACUCCACGAUGGGCCCUUUAAGGUAGAGCCCACAGAGCAAGAUGAAGGAACCCAUUUGCACUCCGUACCCGAAUUGAUUCCCUCGUCACCAAUUCUUUCUUCCAAGGUCAACUCUCAACCCGGCAAUCGCCCUCCAUCCCCUCCCAAUACCACACAAGGUAGUAAUUCGGUUGCGACAACUUCCCCAUCGUCGUCUUCUCAGACAGUACGACCUCCCAAGCCGGGUUUCCCUCCCCGUUUGAAGAACCUCGAAAAGAUCUAUAGCCUCGAGACACCCAUCGCUGCUUCUCUGAAGCUCACGCCCUACGUGGACGAUGAUGUCACACACCCUGGCCCUUUUGCUGAAAGGCUUGUCCUUGAUCCUAUGACGAAGGCCAAUCCUACGCCUAUACCGACGCCGGCCACCUCACCGGCUCCCACCCCUGCACAGCCGGUGCCGGUCGCACCGGCCGCCGUGCCAGAACCCACGCCUACUGCAUUCCAUUGGGAUGGGCGCCGCAAGCUGAAGACGGAAGAGUUUUACAAACUCUGGCGACAGGAAACUGGAAAGAUGGUGGCGAAUGGCCAGCCUCGUAUGUCAAUGAAGGAGUUUAGAGACAACUACUACAUUCCACGACUGAAGGAAGCACAGGCUGAGUCUGGAGGCAAAGUAGCGGAAACACUUCCCCCACCAGAGCCAGCUCCCGCACCAAAGGUGAAGCAAGCCUCUCGUCCAACAGGGCAAGCAUCCGAUGAUGUGCCCCAAACUGAACCUCCGACUGCCGCGCCUUCUCCCUCCGAGAUGGUGGACGAGGAAGACCUGGCAACCGCAUCUGUGGCCGACGAUGAAGAUGGGCAGUAUGUCAAUGGGCCGGUGUUUGACUCUGAAAAAGCCGCAGGCUCUAUAGAGCCCCUAGAGGUGGUCCGGCAGCCACGAAAGCAGUGGUCAUUCCCCAAGAUUCGCGACGUUCAAGAUUUUGCGGAUCUCUUGGAAGACUACCAGGAUAUGGACACUGCCACGCUCUACAAGCUGGCUGAAGCCAUGUCUGAAACCCUCAAUGUCUGGCAGAAUGAAUUCCGCGAGCUCAAAAAGGUUGUUGACGAUGAGGACAAUGCAGAGCGCCGCAAGAAGAAUGAUGUCUCGAUUGUCAACUGGGAAAACCGGCUGAAAGCGGAGGACGCACCACAUUUCCGCCGCCACUAUGAUGAACCCACCAAGGGACCGCCCGCCUUCGAACUCAAGGGUGUUCGCGCACCGAAGCCUUCGUCAGAUGAUCCCAUCUACGAGCAUCAAAAGGACCAGGAUAAGAUCAUGGCCGCAGCAUAUGGCUUCAAGCACAAUCCCCAUGCCAACGCGGUUGGUAGACAAAACAUCGAAGAGCAACGGUGGGACAUCACCGAGACCCGACCCCACAGGAAAGGUGCUGGAAAGGCUGAGCUUGCCGAAGAGAACGUUGUUGAAGGAAAGCGAGUGCGCAAACCCCGCAACCUCUCGGAUCAAAGCAAGGAUCCUAGUCGUGCCGGCACCCCUACCGGCGGCCCAUCUACUGUUGUUGGCCGGCGUGAGAUUGUCCCUGAACCUGUAGUCCGCAAACGACGCGGACCCAAACCCAAAGCACUUAUUUUGGCGGAGCAAGCUCAGCAAGCCAAGGAGGCACAACAAGCUAAGGAGGCCCAGGAGGCAUUGGAAGCCGAGCAAGCCAAGGAGUCUCAGCAGGACGUGGAAGACCAGAUUGCCGAGCAAGUCCAGGAAACUGAGGAAGUCCCACUGGGUGAUGACGCAGCUAGCGUAGCACCUGAGGAACCCAAGGCUGAAGAGACCACAUUGCCAGUAGACAAGCCGAAACCAGGACGCAAACGUGGUCGUGCACCGGCUGCGCCUCCUGCCGUUGAGGAAACGCCUGCCCCUGCGCCUGCUCCCACUGAAAGUGAGGAGGGAAAGACUAAGCGUCAGCGUCAGCCCAAGGUGGCCCUUCCUCCGGUUCAAGAGAUCGCUCCGCAAUCUUUCUAUAAUAGCCCUGUUACCUUGGAUAAUGGUGCUUCGGAAAUUCUACCACAAGAGCAGCACGUACCGAGGCCAUCAACUGCUUCGUCAGAGGGAACGAACAAUACGGCCGGCACCCCGGAGUCGAGCUAUUCACUGCGUGAUAAGCGGAGACGCAACUUUGCGCUCGAGAACGAUCCUGAGCUUGAGCCAAGACAGCACAAGCGAGCUCGCAACGCGGUUCCGGCUAAACCAGAGAGCCACGAGCCUAAGAAGCGUGGCCCUAAGAAGAAGAACGCGAAUGUGACGAGCCAGCCUACUUCAGUACCUCCUCCACCACCUCCGGCACUUGCUCCGCAGCAGCCCGUAGGAGGAUUGAAAGCACCCGCAUUGUUCUUCAACAGUGGACCGCCACCCAUCGCUCCGGCCCCUGGUCCGUCUCCUUUCAUGCAUACAUUUAACGCCGCCCCGGCCUUCCCACCAGGAGGUCCUCCGCCGCAAGUUCCCGCGCCACCGGCUAUCACCAAGCCGUUGACUCGCAUCAAGAUCAAGAAUCCAGGACCCCCUCAGAUGGGUCCUAGCUUUGCGCAAGUGCCUCCCCAGGCGGUCCCUCCCGUCAACAAUGGCCCACAUCCUACUUUGAAGGGCCCAGGUAAAGCACCUCGGGCUCCGAAGGCGGCUACGCCAACCCCGCCCGAACCUGUCGAACCUCCCAAGAUGAUGCCCAGUGGCUUUGCCCUGGCCAAUACCACGGAGCCGGAUAAGCCAUAUGCGGAGAUGAGCAAGUCGGAGAAGAUGAGCUAUUCCAUGAGAAGACGCUGGGCUUCGGGUGAAAUGCAAGGAGCGGUUGAAAAGCGCCGUACAACUUUGGCCAACAAGAAGGCCGAAAAGGCGGCAACGGGCGUGACAAACGGUAACGAGCCGGGCAUGAUGUCGAUGAGCCAGACUCCAGAUCCAGUUUCCGCUGGCCCCUCAACCGGUGCCUCGGCCCCGACAACACCAGGCCUUGGUCCCACCCACACCGGGCUGUUGGCUUUGCCGCCCCAACCUCAAGGAGUUCAGAACGUCCAGGUGGCACAGGGCCAUCACCAGGUGAUGCACAGCUUCCCCCCGCUUCCACCACAUAUCAUGCCUCCGCAGCAUAUGCCUCCGCAAUCGAUGCCCCCUCAGCAAAUGCCACCUCACUCGAUGGCUCCCCAACCCAUGCCUCCAAUGGCCCAGAUGGCACCCAUGUCGCAGCCUGGUCCGGGCCAGGGACAGAUGCCGCCGCAAAUGGCUCCGAUGCCCCCUAUGCAACAACAGAUGCAACCGAUGCACCCUCUCCAGCAUCAGCAUAUGCCGCCUCAACCCAUGCAGCCGUUGUCUUACCCUUACCCUCACCCUCCUUCUGGGCAUGGACCCGUUGCUUAGGAGGCUAUAGACCCCCAGUUGAUGCAGUGAGCUACAUGGGAUAGGAAACCAGAAAGAGCAAGGAGUGGAUGUAGGAGGAGAAGUAAAAAUAAUGAUAAGGCUGGUCUCUUUAGAACGUUGACGCAGUUGGGUACUGGUUGGUAAAGAUGGAUAUACCCUUUCUUGAAGAGAUGGAUGCUGGUGAUGUGGAUAUUACUUGUUCUGAGAGAA
Molecule: messenger RNA, 5224 nt
Organism: Neurospora hispaniola
Lineage: Eukaryota; Fungi; Ascomycota; Sordariomycetes; Sordariales; Sordariaceae
Exons: 4
Coding region: 167-5014 (1615 amino acids)
Source: RefSeq, a predicted model, not a curated record